Messenger RNA from Drosophila nasuta, 916 nucleotides. RefSeq names its product farnesol dehydrogenase. Lineage: Eukaryota; Metazoa; Arthropoda; Insecta; Diptera; Drosophilidae. The record is from RefSeq and is a predicted model, not a curated record. The transcript is spliced from 2 exons. The coding region runs from base 56 to 811 and encodes 251 amino acids.
UUCAGUUUGUGCUUUGUCACAUUGCAGCAAGCAAGAGAAAUUUUGAUUGAAAAUAAUGAAUCGUUGGUUAAAUCGCGUUGCCGUUGUGACCGGUGCCAGCUCUGGCAUUGGUGCCGCAUGCUGCAAAGAUUUGGUGGCCAAGGGCAUGAUCGUUGUGGGUCUGGCCCGUCGCGAGAAUCGACUCGAUGAGAUCAAGGCAGCGUUGCCAGCUGAUCAGGCGGCGCGUUUCCAUGGCCGCAAAUGCGACGUGAGCGAUGAGCAGCAGGUGAUCGAAACAUUCGCCUGGAUCGAUCAGACGCUGGGCGGUGCCGAUGUCCUGGUGAAUAACGCCGGCAUCGCGCGUCACACCACGAUCAUUGGGGCGGGCAACAGUGCCGAUUUGCGUGCCGUUCUCGACACCAAUGUCCUGGGUGUCUCGUGGUGCACUCGCGAGGCAUUCCAGUCUCUGGAACGUCGCAAGAUCGAUGACGGUCAUGUGGUCAUCAUCAACAGCAUUGCGGGUCACGCUGUGCCCAACAUGCCGGGCAUGAGUUUUAACAUGUAUGCGCCAUCGAAGCAUGCAAUCACCGCUCUCACCGAGGUGCUGCGUCAGGAGUUUGCCGCCAAGGGCACGAAAACUAAGAUCACCAGCAUUAGUCCCGGCGCUGUGGAUACCGAGAUCAUUGACAAGGAGGCCCUCAAGAACAUCAAUAUCGAGAUGGCCAUGCUGCGCUCCGAGGAUGUUGCAGAUGCCGUCACCUACUGCAUUCAGACGCCACCAAAUGUCCAGAUUCAUGAGCUGACCAUCAAGCCAAUUGGCGAGAAAUUCUAAACUUAUUUAUUAAGUGCUGUUUGUUCUAGACUCUUCCAGUUACAAUAUUUAUUUAUGUACCAACAACCUUUUUUUUAUAUAUAAAUAAACAAUUAAUCUACCAUA